Messenger RNA from Aedes albopictus (Asian tiger mosquito), 5309 nucleotides. RefSeq names its product signal transducing adapter molecule 2 (gene Stam). Lineage: Eukaryota; Metazoa; Arthropoda; Insecta; Diptera; Culicidae. Gene Ontology annotation, molecular function: phosphatidylinositol binding; ubiquitin binding. Gene Ontology annotation, biological process: protein transport to vacuole involved in ubiquitin-dependent protein catabolic process via the multivesicular body sorting pathway. The record is from RefSeq and is a predicted model, not a curated record. Gene Ontology annotation, cellular component: ESCRT-0 complex.
GAGGAAAGAAAAGUGCAAGUGCGGAAGAGUGCGCGCGAGGAGCCAAGUCGCUCUGAUUAUUUUGCUUUCUGGUCGUCCGUGUGCGUAGAGACGACGGUGUAGAAGAGGGCCCUGGAGCUUGUGGGUGGUGGCGUGCGGCGUCAGUGUAGUGCAGUGUGUGCAUCAUCAGCUACGUAGAAAACAGGAAUCCGUCGGACGAGGAAACAGGUCCGGACCGUGGCCAUUGGAUCGAGAAAUGGGUCUGUUGGGGAACUCGAAUUCGCUGGUUUCCGAUAUAGAGAAAGCAACCAGCGAGACCAACACACAGGAAAAAUGGGGUCUCAUCAUGGACAUCUGCGACAAAGUGACCAACGGUGCGGUCAACCCGAAGGAAUGCCUAAAAACGAUCAUCAAACGACUUAACCACAGCGAUCCUCACGUGGUUAUGCAGGCCAUUACGCUUCUGGAUGCUUGCGUUAGCAAUUGCGGUAAGCAGUUCCACCUGGAAAUUGCAUCGAGAGAUUUCGAAACCGAAUUCCGCAAACUAUUGCAGAAAAGUCAACCAAAAGUCAAUACGCGACUGAAACUAUGCCUGAAAAAGUGGGCCGAAUCGGAGUUCAAAAGCGAUCCACAGCUGAAUCUGAUUCCGUCCCUGUACGGCAAGCUACGGGCCGAGGGCUACGACUUCAGUGAUCCCUCGGUAACGCCCAAACGGGAGGUUCCACUGAGCAAGGACCCGAACGUGGUAUCUAGUCAACAGGAGGAGGAAGAUAUUGCCAAGGCGAUCGAACUGUCACUGAAGGAGAGCAAGGGUUCGGCAGGCGCCAGCAGCAGCAGCAAUCAAUCGCCGAAGAUGUCCUCGGGAGGGGGUGCUGCCGCAUCAAGCUCUCUUUAUCCAUCGUUGCUGUCGUCGUCGGCGCCGGUUGUGGAACCCAGGAAGGUUCGCGCUUUGUAUGACUUUGAGGCGGCCGAAGAUAACGAACUGACUUUCCACACGGGGGAAAUCAUCAUGGUACUGGACGAUAGCGACCCGAACUGGUGGAAGGGGCAGAACCACCGCGGGGAGGGCCUAUUUCCCUCUAAUUUCGUCACGUCGGAUUUGAAUGCCGAGGUGGAGGGAGCUACCAAGACCAAGAAGAAUGUGCAGUUCUCUGACGAGCAGAGGAAGGAGGAAGAGAAGGAGGUGCAGGAACAGGUGGUGGAAAUUGAUGAGGAGAAGAUAGAUCGAUUGUUGCACUUGUUGCACGAGGCUGAUCCGGAGGAUCCGUCAGCGGACACCGAUGAGAUGUUGCAGCUAGAGCAAAUGGUAAAUCAGAUGGGGCCGCUGAUCGAUACGGAAUUGGAACGAGUUGACCGAAGGCAUGCACAGUUGACUCAGUUGAGCAGUGACCUUGUGGAGGCCAUCAAUUUGUAUCACACGCUGAUGAGAGAACCGGAUCGUUCAAUGAUGAUGGGGCCUCCUGGGUACGGAAUGGGAGGGUAUCCUGGACAACCGGGAAUGUCAGGAAUGUACAGUUUGCCUGGAAUGUACGGACAGAAUAUGUCAGGGAUGUACCCAGGAAUGGGAGGAAUGCCUGGAGCUAUGCCCCCAUAUGGAAUGGGCCAGCUUCGGCAUGAUAUGGCCCAGAUGGGUGUCAGUGCGAUACCUCAGUUUCCUCCUCCUCAGCAGGCAAUGCCUACCAUGUCUCAGAGUGGACCCUCUAGUUUACCGCCACAACAAAUACCCACCAGUGGCGCGCCCACUGGGAUGCAUGGCUUACCGCAACAACCAACGGCUGCAGGACAGCCUCCGAUGCAUCAGCAUAUGCCUAAUCAACCAGGGACUCAGCUUCCCCAGGCCACCCAGUCUCAACCUAUGCCAAAUAUGCCCCUACAACCACCCCCGAGUAGUGCAGCUCCCCAUAUGAUGAACAUGAACCACAUCCAACACUCCCAAUUACCCCCGAAUUUCUCGAAUCCCACAUCGCCUCCUCCGGUAGUUAGUUCUGCUCCAACAUCUUUGCCUCCACAGCAUCAGCAACCGCAUCAACCCCCACAAGCGUCUGUUCCUCGGCCUCAGAUGCCACCGCAGCAACAUCCUCUACCAGUCUCCGCUCCGUCCGGCGGAAGUUUUCCCCCAUACGGACCAGCUCCCCAUUCGCAACCAAAUGGACCAGUACCGCAUCCGCAACCGCCAACGGCCACCGCUCCGCCUCCCAUGAACAUGAAUCAUCAUCCCCAAAUGGCGCCCUACCAGGCGGCCGCCGGCUUACCACCCUACAUGCAAAUGGCUCCGGGAAGCGUUCCUCCCGGAGGAUUCCCGCCCAUUAGCACGGCCCACCAUCAUGCACACAUGCUGGUGGGCCACAUGAUGGCCCCGCCUGGAUCACCCCUAACGAUCAACACCGCAGCUAAUUCGCCGCAGAACAUUCCAAUCUAUCAACAGCAGCGGUAAGCCUCCCUUUUUCCGUUUCCUUUCCCCGAUACCAUAUUCUCCUAGAAAUUUUCCUACAUUGCACGAAGGAAAUAAAUCUAGGUAUGGACGUCAGAACGUUAAUUCAAUGUCCCAGAGCUCGGGGUGGAAUGAAUGCGAUUAAAUUUUGAAGCAAAGUUACAUCUGAAAAAUAAAGCUGGGUCCUUCAAUUGAAGUAGUUUCAAAACUUUAUUAGAAACAUAACGUGGGUUUUUUUACGUAAACAAAAUGGAACACUACAAAUGCUCUAUUUUAUUUUUCACUUGGCGCUCAGCCGAGAAAAAUGAAAUAAGACACUACAAAUGUACACUAAUAGACGACGUCACAAAUGGACACUUACAACAUAAAACAUAAAUUUGAUACACUAAACAUAAAUAUGCCCGGCUAUCCCAUUGGAUAACACCUUUUACUCAUAGGAUGACGAGGUUUCAUUUAUUGUUUUCGGUCCAUCAGUCAAUCCUGGAACAGUGUUUUGUUUGGCUGAUUGCAUUUUGGCCAGUGAAUCAAAAUUCAACCAUCGCGCAACAAUAAUGACAAUGUCGCAACCUGUAUUUGUUGCGACAAACAAACCAAUGCGACAUAAGUUUGUCCCAACUUGAAAAUAAUGGGAUUAACAUCGUACACCACGAGUUUAGAGAUUUUUAAGCCUUGCAUUGCGAUUUUCGAACGGUAACUUCGAGUCGGUAAACACUGCAACUCUGGUGAAGCUCUAUCAUCAAACAGUUUCGACUUUGGGUUAGCAAUAAUUGAUUAUUCACGAGUUGAAAAGUACGCAACAAAUUCAGCUUCCGUUUUGUCUGCAACAAAAAAUUUCGAGAUCAUGUCAUUAUCUGUUACCAGUAGGGAUAAAGAGUAAUCGUCGCACCUUCUUUGUUGCUUGUUUUGUGCCUCUUUUGUCUGACAAUUCUCUUCACUAUUUUUGGCGACAGUAUUUAUUCUGUUUUCAUAGCUUAAUUUGUCUAGGAAAAUUAAUCCUAAUGGGCCACCCCGAAUCGGGUUUUAAUACAAGACGGCUGCAUUUUGAUGUCCGUGCUAGGGAUCGGUUUUUCUGUCUUGCAGUUAUUUGUCGCCAGAAAUGAUCUGAAAGUAUACAACAACUCCGGUUGCUAGGGGCUCCUGAGUGAUGAAGAACCAUAUAAAUGCACAUAAAAAUUAGGAGAAUAUUCACAAGUUAAAAUCGAAUAUUCAACAGAGAAAUAAGCUGGUAUAGUUUUCGGUAUCGUCUUUCAUCACACAAUGAGGGAAGUCAAGCGUCAUUACUGCUGCAGUCUGGAUGAAUCUGGAAUUUUGUUUUAUCUCUUCUUAUUCUUAUUUUUUUUACUGGACGCAACAAGCAAAGAAAUGUAUAAUCAACUAUGCAACGAAUGGAUCACUAAAAAAAACUAAAACGGCCGCUAUGGAAUGAACAGAUAGCGCCACAGUAGCCUUGCGUGUUUGACAUAACUCGGCUGCUGUCACAAUGUUAAAGUCCAUAUACGGUGGCGCCUUUGUUUUGAUGCGGCGAAAUCCAACAAACUUUGAUCGAUCCAUGACUCAAGUCAACUUUGUUUUUACAAUUGUUAGAUGCAUACAAGAAACAAUUCAGGUGGAAGCCCUUAUACAUGCUACAAAUUCUGGUAGAAUUUUCGAGUAAAACAUGGCAGCCUAAACUCUUGGCAAGAUUUUUAAUAUUUUUCCUGUCGUGUUUGGUUUAUAGUCACAGUCACAGGUGAUGUUAUAGUAGGUGAUGUUCUUGAUUGUAUCAUAUCAGGGAUGGUUUUGAAACUGACUUGACAAGUUUCAAAACCAUAUAUUUUCCUUUGAUCUAUUCACUGCGUUAUAUUUCCGGCAUUCACUUUACUCGUUUCCAUCGCAUUCAUCCCAACCCGAGUUCGGAUCAAUGAAUUCACACACGCUACAAGCAUACAACAACUUUCCCACGUGCAUCGUGCAUAAACAAGCGCUUUCGGGACCGUUUCAGUCCCACAUGUACAUAUACGCUGUGGAGAAAAGUUGAUUCUGUUAAAAAAAAACAACCUGAUUUUAAUCGAUUUGCUAAUUUCGUUAUAAGUCUUGCUUACUUGCACGGCACGGCAGCCGACCUCUCAGUGUUGUACCCUCUAGAAUAUUGUUGAAAUUCGAUAUUGUUUUCUAGCAAGAAGAAGCCCAAAACUCAAGACCCAUCCCCCUUCGAUUCGAAUCAUGAUCGCCAUCAAAAUUAAAUUGUUUUCUAGCUUGGUUCUGUGAAGGAACUGGCUUACUCAAGCUGCGUCCGAUACCUUCUUCUCUGCAUGUUAUAGCGAAGAAAAAUGAAAGGAGGAAAUUAUGAUGAUGAUGAAACACUAAAUUACUAUGAUUAUAUGAAUAUUAUGUAUUUAAACUAAAGUAAUAUAUAAAUAUUAAAAUAAUAAUUGAUAGCAACAUCUGUUCCCGUGAUGCCCAACUCAUAUUUUUAUAUUCCUAAGUUUAGAAUAUUCUCAAAUAAUUAAGAAUAACAAAACUUAUUCUUGAUUUUGUUUCUGUUAUUUUUUUUAAAGAAUCCUAUCGUUUUAAUUGAGCUUUUUUAGAAGUAUUUCUGAAACUGUGAAAGAAAGAUGACGUUCGUUAUUUUAGUUUGGAAAAUAAUCUUUUUAUAAAGGUAAAUAUAAUUCUAUAAGAGUUAGGUCUGACGGGAAUGGUCUACAGAAGCAAGACGGCAAACACCCAACCCGCGUACAAAAAUAGUUCGAACUCAAACAGUACCAAAUACCAACCGGUAUCUAGGUUCAGCUAGCGCGAAGCAGACGGGUUUCCAAAAAAAAAAAAAAACAAGUGUAAUAUAACGAAAGAUGGUGUGAAUCCGAGCUGAGAAGCUUACAACACGGUGAAAUAAAGUUUAUUCGAUAAUGCAUUAAAGUAA